Hypoxylon trugodes is the source of this 1653-nucleotide messenger RNA. Its product is annotated as glycosyltransferase family 50 protein. Gene Ontology annotation, cellular component: glycosylphosphatidylinositol-mannosyltransferase I complex; membrane. The record is from RefSeq and is a predicted model, not a curated record. The transcript is spliced from 2 exons. Gene Ontology annotation, molecular function: GPI mannosyltransferase activity; alpha-1,4-mannosyltransferase activity. Lineage: Eukaryota; Fungi; Ascomycota; Sordariomycetes; Xylariales; Hypoxylaceae. Bases 120 to 1436 code for a protein of 438 amino acids. Gene Ontology annotation, biological process: GPI anchor biosynthetic process.
UGAUCAAGCUACAUAUCCGCACCCUCUGUAGCUCCGGAUAGGAGCUCUCACCUUGGCCAUCGACUCGCCUCAUCAACAUCACAUCACGUAAAAAGGAAGCCUCCUCGUAUCAGAUCAAAAUGGCCUCACAAAUAACCUCCCUCGUAACAAAACCCAUCCUACUCUUCACAACCGCAACCCUCCUACGCGUCGUCAUGCUCUUAUACGGGUUAUGGCAAGACGCCAACUCACCACUCAAAUACACCGACAUCGACUACUUGGUCUUUACCGACGCAGCGCGGUUCACCUUAUCCCCCUCACCUUCCCCCUCUUUACCACCAUCGCCUUACGCGCGCGAAACAUACCGGUACACACCCCUCCUAGCCUGGCUCCUAUACCCCACGACCUGGCCGUCCACAUUCUGGUUCUCAUCCGGCAAAGCCCUAUUCGCCGCCGCGGAUCUCCUAGCGGGUUACCUAAUCAUCCGCGUACUGCGCGGACCGUACCUACGCAUGUCCCUCGAUCGCGCAUGCGCGUAUGCCGCGAUAUGGUUGUUGAAUCCUAUGGUCGCUACGAUCAGCACGCGCGGGAGUUCCGAAGGUCUUCUGGGAGUAUUGGUUAUGGCUUUACUGUGGGCUGUGCUAGAGAGGAAGGUUGUCCUCGCGGGCGUGUUGUUAGGGCUGGGUGUGCAUUUUAAGAUAUACCCGUUUAUCUACGCGCCGGCGAUUGUGUGGUGGAUGGAUGCGGAGCAGAUGGGUCGGGCCGUGUCCAAAGCAAAAGGAGAACAAAAUGCUCCGAGCUUGCUAGACAGGAUCGUGGCGUUCGUAACACCGGGACGCGUUACACUUGCAUUUGUAAGCCUGGCUACAUUUCUAGGCUUGAAUCUCGUCAUGUACGGUCUUUACGGCAUGCCGUUUAUCACGCAUACGUUCCUCCACCACGUCAGUCGGAUCGAUCACCGGCAUAACUUCAGUCCGUAUAACAUUCUACUCUACCUGACUUCGGCGCACCCGAGCACCGCUUCGCUGAGGGUUGAGUCGGUCGCAUUCGUGCCACAAUUAUUACUAUCGACAAUUCUCAUACCCCUAGUCGGCGCCAAGGCCGAUCUGCCUACGACUAUGUUGGCGCAGACCUUUGCUUUCGUGACGUUCAAUAAAGUCUGCACAAGCCAGUACUUCCUCUGGUACAUGGUCUUCCUACCACUCUACCUCCCCAACUCCUCACUCCUGCAAAACCCACGCCUCGGUAUAUCCGCCCUCGCCCUCUGGGUCGGCGGUCAAGGACUAUGGCUACAACAAGCAUAUAACCUCGAAUUCCUCGGCUUAAGCACAUUCGUCCCAGGCCUCUGGCUUGCGUCGUUAGCAUUUUUUCUGGUUAAUUGUUGGAUUCUUGGGAUUAUUAUUGGGGAUUUAGGUGGGGAUGUUGAGGAGAUAAGUGAAGAUGAGAAGAAUAAAUAAUGUAAUUUGGUGGGGCUGGGUAGGCUUUGCGUGUAUAUAUGUGUCUAGAUAGGGACCCUUAUGCGUUGGGCGUGUUUUACUAAGAGGAAAGGAUAGAUAAUUAGAAGGUGUAUGUCUACGGAUAACUUGGCAAAGAGCAUAUCCUGGUAUGGAAUCAUAAUACCUGAUAUUGUAUCACAUUUUGAACUAUUUAUCCCAUCUGCUCGGACUCGCGCGU